UCUGGAACAACGUCUUGCUAAUCCACCAAAAAAUGUUGUUGAGAGCCAAUGGAGGGUAUUAGUUGAUGUUUGGGAAAAUGAUGCCAAGAAAAAAGAAAUAAGUGAAAAAAACAAGCAAAACAGAUCAAAACAAAAGAAUCUACAUACCACAGGCUCCAGACCACAUGCAAACUAUGCAGUAGAGGAACUAGGACGACCUCCUAAACGUUGUGAGCUCUAUGGUGUUACCCAUACAAGGAAAAAGAAAACAGAAGAUCCGGACGAAGUAUUAAUCGACCCCGAAGUAGCUGCAAAAAUUAAGCAAAUGGAGGAAGUAGAGUAUCCAGCAAACCUACCAGGUUCUCAUAUUGUGCUACAAGGAAGAAAUGAUUCAUUUGCACACAUCAAGGGACGAGAUAAAGGGGGGCGCGUUCGUUGUCUUGGCAAUGCUGUAAAACCAAAGAAAUACUGGGGUGAGGAAUCAUCAUCUCAAGCUACCAAUGAUCUAAAUGUUGAAAAUGUGAACUUUAGACAACAACUGGAGAUUACUAUUGGGGAUCUUCAAGCUGCAAUGAAGCGUAUAUCUGAAUUGGAAGCACAACUUGCUACACGUGAUGAAACCGGAACUGCCAAUGGACAUCUUCAGGAAGCUUUAAAGAAGAUAGCAGAAUUAGAGGAAGAAGUUGAAAGCCUCAAAAUGGUCCAGGACUUUCGUAUUGGCGAUAUGCUGCGAACCUAAUUUGGAGAGCAAGAAUCAAUGCAUAGAAGGGGGUGGUUCAUACAAGGGUAACUACAUCAACUUACAGGGGGAUUAUAUCUAACAAGUCAAAACAACAUAGGAUAGAUGUUUGUCUUUUUGAAUACAAGUGAAUGUGGCAUUUCUUUUUGGGGUUUCCUGCUUGCAGGUGUGUUUUGAUUUUAUCCCAAUCCUUCACAACCAUUUUGGAUGUGUUCCUUUUUUUUGGUUUA
This is a messenger RNA of Papaver somniferum (opium poppy), 948 nucleotides long. RefSeq lists its product as uncharacterized. The coding region runs from base 305 to 718 and encodes 137 amino acids. Lineage: Eukaryota; Viridiplantae; Streptophyta; Magnoliopsida; Ranunculales; Papaveraceae. The record is from RefSeq and is a predicted model, not a curated record. The transcript has 5 exons.